UUCACAUUGCACGUGUCAAGUCCACGAGAACAAUCCAUCCUCUCUCUCUCUUUCCCUCUGUUAUCCACAAGAACAAUCCAUUCUCUCUCUCUCUAACUCUAAAACCCAAAACCGCCAUUUGUUGACACUGUUUCAAUUAAAAACGACACAUUAAAGGAUGUAGGGGUCCGUAACAAAGCUUCGCCAUUUAUAGAAGCGAUCUUGUCUGUCCUCCUUUCAUCAAAGAUUUGAAGUCUAUUUGCGGACGAUUUUGGCCAUGAUUUUGGUGGCGAUUGUGGCGGAGCUUUUGGAGGAGUACACGGUGGUUUUGGCUAGGGUUUUGGAGCAACUUAUACACGAGGCGCCAUUUCCAAGGAGAAUGAGGUUUCUUAUUCUAAGGAGCUUGCCUUUUAUCUCGCCUCCGAGGUUUCAAGGGGAGGGCUACAAAAAAAGCAAAAGCAGCGUCUCAGAUCUAGUGUUGAAUUCCGGGUCGGGUCGACGUCCCUUUGCCUUAGUCAGUGGCAUUUUUGGCGUAUCAAGAAUAAAGGGUUUAUUUUAAAUUUCCGGGCAAAAAGGGUUUAUUGAAAGGGUGUGGUUUCUAUCAGUUUUCCAACACUCGCCCCAAAAAAAAAAAAAAGUUUUCUAACACUUGGAUUUCACAGUCUGACGUCCAAAUAUGGUUUCUAUCCAAUUCCAAGAUGUUGUUUUUUAUUAAAGUAUACAAGGAUGCAAUUAGAUUUUUUUUUUUUGUUUUAAAAAAUGAGGAGGUUACAUCUCCAAAGUGUCCUAAAACAAAAUGUAGGUGGGGUUUUGCGUGAGGGAAAUAUCUGUUGUCUUUUAUUUUCGAUAACAAUCGUUGUUUAAACAAUGUUAUUAAUUUGUGGCCACACUAAAGCAAAGCAGUUAGAGUUUUCAAUUGGUGCGGGGUUGCGACACGCGAGAGUGCACGCAGCUGCAGUCCACGAUGACUUUUCAUGAUCAACUUCCCAAUUAUAAGACCAAUGAGAGUAAAAAUGGCAAGAUGGAUGGAUGGAUGCAAGGGCUGGUAAGUAUGGUGAGCUAUUAAUUCGCAUGAACUGUCGUUCAAUGCAUCUCUCUCUCCCAUCGCAGCUUGAUUUAAUCCGCGAUUGGCGAUGAAAACGAUCACUGACUCGCUGGUUCUCUCCUCAGUCUUUCACUCGCAUCGCAGAUGGGAGGCGAGGAGACGAAGAGGUCCUUCAUCUUGCGGCUUAGAAUCGCCGUGUUUUUUGACGACUCGAAUCGCUCUCUGGCAUACAGUACGAAAUACUCGGCGAUCUGUGGCGAGAUCCUCGGCCAUUCCCCAAAUUGCACUUCUUGGAAUGGGCUAUGGUGGGGUUAGGGCUCACUGCUAUGCCGCACGAUGUGGCCAGGAUUUUGAACUUGGUCAGAGUCGCCAUUGCUGCUUGCUGAGAGCUCCUUCUCUCUCUCCCUCUAAACGCUGCUUAUUUCUCUCUUUCGCUUUACCAGUCUCUCUCUAGAAUGUUACUGCUUAUCGUUUCUCUUUCUCUAAGAAAUGUACCUUCCUCUUUCUGUAAGUAUGAUGAGCUAUUAAUUCAGAUGAUCUGUCUCUCUCUCCCAA
This is a messenger RNA of Amborella trichopoda, 1579 nucleotides long. The record is from RefSeq and is a predicted model, not a curated record. NCBI's taxonomy places the organism in Eukaryota, Viridiplantae, Streptophyta, Magnoliopsida, Amborellales, Amborellaceae.